This is a messenger RNA of Austrofundulus limnaeus, 3531 nucleotides long. Its product is annotated as carboxyl-terminal PDZ ligand of neuronal nitric oxide synthase protein. Gene Ontology annotation, molecular function: nitric-oxide synthase binding. The record is from RefSeq and is a predicted model, not a curated record. Bases 90 to 1628 code for a protein of 512 amino acids. The transcript has 10 exons. Lineage: Eukaryota; Metazoa; Chordata; Actinopteri; Cyprinodontiformes; Rivulidae.
GGAGGAGGAGAGGGAGGAGGUGCGCAUAUCUGCAGGUCUCUAGCGCGGUCGUAAAACAAGUCUGCAGCCGAACCGAGCCGAACCGAACCAUGCCGGGAGUCACCAAAUACAACCUGGUGGACGACGCGCUGGACCUGAGGCUCCCCAUGCACAACGAGGAGGUGUUCAAACAUGGGGUCUGCUUCGAGGCAAAGUACAUCGGCAGUCUGGAGGUGGGUCGACCCGGCAGCCGGAUGGAGAUCGUUGCUGCGAUGAGGAGAAUCAGAUAUGAAUUCAAGCUGAAAAACAUCAAGAAAAAGAAGGUGAACAUUCUGGUUUCCACCGAUUGUGUCAAAGUGCUGCUGCGCAAAAAGAAGAAGAGAAAAGGCUGGUCCUGGGACGAGAACUCUGUCUUGGUGACACAAGAUCCCAUCUACAGGAUCUUUUACGUCUCACAUGACGCUCAGGACCUGAAGAUUUUCAGCUACAUAGCCAGAGAAGGAGACGGCAACGUUUUCCGCUGCAAUGUCUUCAAGUCUAAGAGGAAGUCUCAGGCCAUGAGGAUCGUUCGGACCGUGGGCCAGGCCUUUGAUGUGUGCCACCAGCUGACACUGCAGCAGAAAUGUGACGAGCAAGAUGAUGAAGAGGAGGGGAAGUUAGAGGAGCCGGAAGCAGCAGCAUCAGCAGCAAAGAAGAGGCUGACGCUGUCAGAGGAGACGGACCUUGAAGCCACCACGGAGGAGAGCAUCGAGUGCGUCUCCUCCUCAGACCUGGAGAGGAACAAAAAGGACGAAGCUCUGGGAGGGAAGGUGUCCGAUGAGGACCSUCUCAUGCCGGGACCAUCUGCAUCGGGUCAGUCUAAAGCAGAGGCCUCCUGCUCUGCAGAGCAUCAGGUCCAGCUGCUGCAGAAACAGCUGCAUCAGCAGGAGCAGCAAGCACUCGCAGCUUCAGCUCAGGUUCACGUGCUCCAGGAGCAGCUGUCGGUGGAGUCGUGUGCGCGGACCGAAGCCCAGGCCCGGGUCCAGAGGCUGCUGCAGCAGAACACGGACCUGCUGCAGCACAUCUCGCUGCUGGUYAAACAGAUCCAGGAGCUGGAGCUCAAAUCUGCUGGACACUUAACUUCAAUGGGCUCCCAGGACAGUCUUCUGGAGAUAACGUUCCGUGCCAGGCCCUCCAGUGAGUCCUGUGCACCUCUCACUCCUUCUUCAUCUUCAGGCCCGUUAGCAGUUCAGUCCCAGCUGCAGGGCGGUGACGGCGCCUGGUUCUCCGCUCUGCCGGGGCCCUGUUCUCCGGGCGCCGACCCCUUCCCGUUGGGGCCCGGCGGCAGCGGGGUUCGGCUCGAGUGCUUCCGUUUCUCCGCGCUUGGGCCGGACGUCGGGCCGGACGGCCAGGCGCCAGGUCAGGACACGGGAGAGACACCCAGUGACGAAAGCUCGCUGCUGGGGGAGCAGGUCCUUGGAGCCCUGGAGUUACUUCGUUUUCGGGAAUCCGGGAUCGGAUCGGAGUAUGAAUCGAACACGGAUGAGAGUGAUGACCGUGACAGCUGGGGUCAGGGGGAAGGGGGCGGGGCUGAGGUUGCAGCUCGGCUCUUGAACGUGAUGAACGCUGAGAGCCUGUCGGACUGUUUAGGUGAUGAGAUGGCUGUUUAGUGGUGCUCUGAAAGCAGAUUUAAACUUAUGCACCAAGAACCUGAAAGACAUUGUUACACAUAAGUUACUGUGGCAGAAAAAAAAACUUUUGAAUUUGUUGUUAUAAAGUCUGUGAAACUGAAUCCAAACUGUGCUUUUCUGUGUUUUUCCUUUGAUUUCUGUCUGUUUCUAAAGUAACAUUUUCAAGAGUUCUUCUCUCUGUCCUGUCAGAAACAUCAACUUCUUAUUUGUUGUUUAUUUAUGUUACAGAUUUUUCUCUCAGCUCUGCUACGAGUCUAUCAGGAGCUUAAUUAGCAGCCAGAGCAGAUUUUCUAUCCAGCUGUGAAACAAAUUUAUAGGAAACAUUAUAAAACAACUGUCUGGUUGUUUCUGAAGUGUGGUUUUGUCAAAUUGUUUUUACCAAUUAGAGUUUAUCAGUCACGGAGUGCAGAGAGUGGAGAAAAGGGCAGAAGUUUUCAUCUAGGCUAGGCUAAUGCUAACAAAGUGAUGGCUAGUUUAAUUUUUUCAUUUUACUUUUUAACUAUCAGGAUUUURAAACGCAUCACUAAAAUGGUUUGAAAGAACACUACAUGAGUUAACAUCAGACCUCUUUUGCAUGAAACAUUUGUUUAGUUUGUUUCUUUAUUCGCAACUCUAUCUUAUGUGAUGCUUAAUAAAUUUGUGUUUUGAGCAUAAAUGCCAGCGAGGAAAUAAAGAUCUCUGAUUAGAUCAACAUUUAAAUUGCUCUUUUUUUCCCAAACUCCCUGCUCUGACAAAAUGCUGACAUUUAUUUAACAGAACAUCACUUAAAAAAUGAGCAAAUUCUCCCCUAAUAAUAGUCAUACAUUAAAAACCAUAAUGCACUUUUGGUGUGGAACAAAUAUAUUUGUUUUAAAUGCUUUUUUUCUAUUCACUGCACUCUGAUUCAUUAUUUAUUUUCAUUUAUUUUUGUUUUUACAUCAUGUCAAGGGAUUAGUGAGGUGUUUCAAUUAAAGUUUUCCUUUUUUUCAUGUUUCAUAUCAAAAUAUCCAUAAAAAAACAAACCAACUAAUGUCUGUUGGUGUACAUUCAUGCAGGACACAGAAAUUCGGAGAGGUUUUUGAGUCAACUGGACCUAUUUUCUUAUUUUUAAUCUCCCUUUAAAAGUAAAAGGCUGACAGCAAUGUUUAAUAAUAAUGUAUUUAAUCGGGUCUGUUAACAAAAUUUGUCAUGAAUCACCAAACGGAUUUUAAUAGAACUUUCAGAAAUUAGUCAUCUGAUGUUCAUCUACAGCUCAUUUAUUUCUGGAGUCAAUCCAAUUUAAGAUGGCCACCACAGCUAAUCAAACCUAUCAAACAUAAAAAUGUCUAAACCUCAAUCAGAUUUGCAAAUAUUGAGCUCAGGUUUGAUACGAUAAUGACUCCCAACCAAACUUUGCAGUAACACACCACACUGCACGUUUAAACUGUUCCUCAAAUGAGAAAAACUCUUUUAAAAAAUAAGAAAAUGAGUCCCGUUGCCUUUAUAAAACUCAGAAUCAAGUAUUGUCUGCUGCAGCUUCUUUGCUACAGAAAUUUUUCAGAACUCAAAAAUGUUUCAGUCCUGAAGAACUUGAGUCAACAUUUUGUUGCACAUUCCAAAAAUAAAUUCAAACAGAUGUAAAAACUGUUGAAACGUCAGGCUUCUAUCACCAUGUUUUGUAGUUUACUACUUAUGGUGUAUUUUUAAAGUUUUUUUUUUUUUUGUCUCAGGUCAAAUCAUGAAGAAAUCAAAUGUAUGUGGUGAAAURUUGAGUCUUGUGGCGUAUAUUACAUACUUGUAACGUUCAUGAUGAUAUGUAGGGAGAGUUUUAGCAUACUGACAGCAUAAGCUUUGAUUCUUUGUUGUUACCUUCUUGUUUUUGUUGGUGUUGCAUUUUGUUAUUAAUACAUGUGAUGUUGCUGUA